Nelumbo nucifera (sacred lotus) is the source of this 1904-nucleotide messenger RNA. Its product is annotated as proline-rich receptor-like protein kinase PERK15. Gene Ontology annotation, biological process: protein phosphorylation. The record is from RefSeq and is a predicted model, not a curated record. NCBI's taxonomy places the organism in Eukaryota, Viridiplantae, Streptophyta, Magnoliopsida, Proteales, Nelumbonaceae. Gene Ontology annotation, molecular function: protein kinase activity; ATP binding.
UAGAUGCCCCAAAUCCCCCUCCCAUGUCUCUACUCUUCUUCCUUCCCAAGCCUUAAGAGCAGAAAGAGAAAUAGCCAUGCCUACAAUUUCUCCGAGAUCAUCUCCAUCACUUGGGCUUCUAUCACCAUUCCCUCCAGAAGCCAAAUCUUCAAGUUUUCGUCUUGUGAAUCCCAAUCUUCUGAUUGCUUUUCCACCAUCAUCAUUCUUUUAUGCAUUUGGGCGGCUGGCAACUUCUCCCAGUGAUCCACCAACUGUAGAUCUUCCACCACCACCAUCACCACCUUCAGAGUCACCAUCAACUGUAGAUCCUCCACCACCAACAUCACCACCUUCACCUCCAUCACCUUCAGAGUCACCGCCGACUCUGCCUUCACCUCCAUCACCUUCAGAGUCACCGCCGACUCUGCCUUCACCUCCGUUGCCUGGGUCAUCACCACAUGGUUCUGAGCCUUCUCCUAGUGGCAAAUCCACUGGAGUCGUAGCCGGAUUAUCUGUUGGUGGAGUCAUGGCGAUGCUUGCUGUAGUUGGCGUCAUACUAUUUGUUUGGCAUAAGAAGAAACGUGGAUCAGGAGAUAACGCAUCGGGAAAUUCAAACAUAAAAACCUCAGACCCGGAGGCUCCAAAUACAAAUAGAGAUAAUCGUCAGAAUUCUCAGCUACAACAAUGGGAACUCAAAGCAUCAUCGCAGGGUUAUGAGGUACCAAUGCUACAAAAGUCGUCACCACCAUUGGAAGCUGAAUCACCACAGCUGCUUUCACCAUCCUACAAUUCAGUGUCUCCAACUCAGAUUUCCAGCAGCAGUGGAGGUUCUGGGUCUGUGCGUUCAGUGUUGGGUAAUCAAUUUAAGCAAUCCUUCUCAACGAAAACAUUCACAUUUGAAGAAUUAGCAGCAGCGACCAAUGGCUUCUCAGAAGCCAAUCUUCUAGGAGUGGGUGGUUUUGGGUAUGUCUACAAAGGGAUCCUUCCUGAUGGGAAAGAAGUAGCAGUCAAGUGCCUAAAAGCAGGAAGUAAACAGGGCGACCGUGAAUUUCUUGCUGAGCUUGAGAUUAUUAGCCGUAUAAAUCACAAGCAUCUGGUAUCAUUGGUCGGGUAUUGCAUUAAAAUGUGUGAAAGAAUGGUUGUGUACGAAUUUGUUCCAAACAAGACCUUGGACUUUCACUUACACGAGAAAGAUCAAUCAACUUUGGAUUGGGCUUUAAGACUAAAAAUUGCUAUUGGAACUGCAAAAGGACUUGCAUAUUUGCACGAGGACUGCCAACCUAAGAUUGUCCAUCGUGAUAUUAAGUCUACAAACAUUCUCCUUGACUCUAAAUUUGAGGCAAAGGUUGCAGAUUUUGGGUUAGCAAAAUUCUUUCCUGAUACUGAAACUCACGUUUUAACCCGAAUAAUGGGAACUUUAGGGUAUCUUGCUCCAGAGUAUGCAUCAUCUGGGAAAGUAACAAUAAAAUCAGAUGUCUAUUCAUUUGGGGUCACAUUGCUGGACUUAAUUACCGGAUACUCCCCACUUCAUGAAUCUCGGUUCGACAUAAAUGUUGGUUUUGUAGACUCGGUGAGACCUAAGCUCACACAAGCUAUAGAAAAUGGCAACUAUGAUGCCGUUGUUGAUCCACGGUUGCAGAAGGAUUACAAUGCCACUGAGAUGGAACGCAUGGUUGCUUGUGCAAAUGCUUGUCUCCGUGUUGAACCCAAAGAUCGACCACUCAUGAGCAUGAUUGUCCAUGUCUUGGAGGGACUCAAGGGUGUUGCAGAACUGCACGUCGUUCAUCAAAUUGCUGAAAGCAACUAAUAAUGGAACUUGCAAUUAAACUUUACACUAUCACUUCAUACUGCAUUAUCUGAUUGAGAUUUGAAACUAGAGACUUCUCUAUUUAUCCUUAUCAAUGGCAUUGACUACUUUAAUAUUA